Salvia splendens (bonfire salvia) is the source of this 1398-nucleotide messenger RNA. RefSeq lists its product as uncharacterized. The record is from RefSeq and is a predicted model, not a curated record. The transcript is spliced from 2 exons. NCBI's taxonomy places the organism in Eukaryota, Viridiplantae, Streptophyta, Magnoliopsida, Lamiales, Lamiaceae. The coding region runs from base 655 to 1212 and encodes 185 amino acids.
AACUAUUUUCAUGGAAACAGAUCAAUAAUAAAUAAAUUAAGAGUUUUAGACUAAACUGCAAUGAUUUUGGAGUUUUAGACUAAACUGCAAUGAUUUUGGAUGGUACAUUCAAUGACAAUUGAGAUUUGAUGUCAAUGUAUUUGUGAUUUGUCAAAUAAUUAAUUCUUAUCUUUUUCAAGAAAACGGCAAAUUAAUUUCAAAAUUUAGACAUUUGAUUAUCGAUUUAUUUUGUAUUGUAGCAUUUUGAUAUAUUCCCUUUAUUUCCCUUACCAAUUGUUUAAUCAUAUAAACAACAAAAAUGAAAUAAAAUUAGAUUUUAAAUUCAAGUACGCCUUUGCUCGCGCAAGUUCCGAUUUUCUGAAUCGAAAAUUUGCAGUCAAACCAAACUCUGUUGACUCAAGUCAGUUGAAGCUAUUGCGAAAGGAUUUUCUUGAAUCUUGGUUAAUCCCUGCAAAGAAAUUAGUAUACUUUUCUUGUGAAGAACCCUUUUUUUAUUGAACUCUUUAUUCCCUCGGCAUCUUCAAAUACCCGUUUCAAAAUUUGGGCAUUUUUUGUCUUUUAUUAAGCACUUUCUCUUUUGCAGGAAUUUCUUCAAUUAGCUGUCUUCGCGGAGCUUUACUACUUCAGCUAUCCCGAAUUUCAGUUGGAGAGCCAAUGUCGCAAGGGUAUGCUAUUGAACUUUACUUUGAUCCCGCCCUCGAGAAUCAGGUCUUGAAAGCAUGGAAUGUAUUGGCUCGGCGGCAGAUCAGCACUCAGUUGAUUGAGAUUGAAUCCAGGCCCCACAUUACUUUGUUCACAAGCCCUUUUGUUGACAUUGCUAAGCUAGAGAAUGUGUUGAGAAACUUUGCUGCAAAGCAAGAGCCUUUGGCUGUGUCCUUCUCCUCAAUCGGGAGCUUCCCCAGCGACAACAAUGUCUUGUUUCUCGCCCCAACCCCGUCUCUGUCUCUCCUCCAAUUUCACUCCCAAUUGUGUGAUGCAAUGAAGAAAGAAGGUGUUGAAGUUGGGGAUGAGCAGCGCCCGGAUACAUGGAUACCUUACUGUUCUGUGGCUGAGGAAGUCCCAAAGACUCGUAUGGCUGAGGCUUUUACUGUCCUGCGUGAUCUGAAGAUGCCGGUCAGUGGAUAUGCAGUGGAGGUUUCAUUGGUUGAGUACUCGCCCGUCCGUGAACUCUUCUCUUUCACUCUGGGUACGCAUCAUAUCAGUGAGAUUUGAGGCCAUCCCUUCUGUUGCUGUUGAAUUAGGUUUUACAUUUACAUGUCAUAGAAGGAUGGCCCUUAUAAGUCGAACUGCCCUUGCUGCUGCUGCAGUUAUGUGAACAUCAUUGUGUUGUAACAUAUUGUCUCAUCAAAUCAAGAACUAUCUCAAUGUUAUGGAUAUCUUUUGAGAGUUUUGUCUGCA